Messenger RNA from Arabis nemorensis, 858 nucleotides. The record is from the annotation of a GenBank genome assembly. NCBI's taxonomy places the organism in Eukaryota, Viridiplantae, Streptophyta, Magnoliopsida, Brassicales, Brassicaceae.
AUGGCUCGAAUUGCUGUACCGUUUGAUCCGAAUGCCGAUCACAGUGCGACUUUCGUUUUCACACCUCGUCGUCCUCCUCCUGAUCCAACAGCGUGGACAAUUGUAGAGCGGAACAGGAACAGGAACAGAAACAGAAAUGAACCAAUCCCAGCCCAUGUCUUAUGGGAUUGGGACAAUGGUCCGCUUCCGAAAGGGUAUAAUAUCUUGACUUUGAAAAACAAGAUUGAGGAAGGCCUCUCAGCCAUGAAUCAGCAUCAAAAACGAGCACAUCAGUUCCAAACCUACCAAGAUCAGUAUUCACGAGUAACAGACGUAGGAGAUGCAAUCUUAGCUCGGGAGAUGAAAUUCAUUCAUUACGAAAACAAUGAUUCUCCUGAUAAGGAUUUUGGCACGUCUUUGGAAUUUAUGGUUAAACAUGGAUGGAUCGUGUUGCUUGCACAGCCAGAUACUGAAACUAUCCUUCGAGCUUAUGCAAGGGCAACUUGGUUGUGGCAGAGGUUGUAUGAAGGCGAAAUGCCCUCCAUAACGAAACUUCUCGGUCCCAUCCCACCGUCUCCUUUCACUCCAGAUGGAAAACCCCCAACAUGUCAACGUCGUCGAUUUGGAUUGAUCAGUUUAAAGAUGUUUAGGAAUGUUGUGAAGCCUGAUACGGUCUUGUUUAAUCUUCUACUUGGUUCUUGUGUGAGAUUUGGUUACUCUCUCAAAGGACAAGAACUUAUCGAGCUAAUGGCGAAAGUAGAGGUCAUUGCGGAUGCAUACAGGUUUGUGAUCAUGUCUUGCGUUUACGAAAUUAACGGUAUGCGGGAUGAGUUGAAGAAGUUCAAGGAGCAUACUGGUCAGCCUGGAGUUCAAAUUUGA